This is a messenger RNA of Erpetoichthys calabaricus (reedfish), 5154 nucleotides long. RefSeq names its product solute carrier family 2 member 2 (gene slc2a2). Gene Ontology annotation, biological process: monosaccharide transmembrane transport. Lineage: Eukaryota; Metazoa; Chordata; Cladistia; Polypteriformes; Polypteridae. The transcript is spliced from 11 exons. Gene Ontology annotation, cellular component: brush border; membrane. Bases 147 to 1649 code for a protein of 500 amino acids. The record is from RefSeq and is a predicted model, not a curated record. Gene Ontology annotation, molecular function: hexose transmembrane transporter activity.
UUAGAGAGUCGUCAGUGUGUGCUCACCUGUGCCGUCAUGCUGCAGCCGCGUGAGAGGCAGUUUGAUUAUUAAUCUUGUAUAACUGGACCUUGGAUCGUUAGCCAUUAGAGGGAAAACGCAGGAAAACUUGGGGCAGCAAGAAGAAAAUGGAAUCUGGCAAGCAGAUAUCUGGGACGCUUAUUCUUGCAGUGCUCACAGCUGUCCUUGGAUCUUUUCAAUAUGGAUACAGUAUUGGUGUUAUCAACGCUCCACAGAAGGUUAUUGAAGCACAUUACAGACUGGUAUUGCACGGAUUUCAGAAUGAAUCACUCGUCUCCAGUGAAAGCACUGUAUCUGUGCAUCAGUCUGUUACCAUGUACUGGUCCCUUUCGGUAUCUGUCUUCUCCAUUGGAGGCAUGUUCUCGUCAUUUCUAGUUGGAUGGGUUGCUGAAACACUGGGCAGGGUAAAAGGAAUGCUAGCUAUAAAUAUUCUAGCCAUUUUUGGGAGUCUGUUAAUGGGAUUGGCUAAAUUUGGCCCUGCACACAUAAUGGUCAUUGCAGGACGAACAGUACUUGGGCUUUACUGUGGACUGUCAUCUGGGCUUGUUCCAAUGUAUGUUGGAGAGAUUUCUCCUACAGCUUACCGGGGUGCAUUUGGGACACUCCAUCAGCUUGCAAUUGUCACUGGAAUUCUAAUCAGUCAGGUUAUUGGAUUGGAUUUUCUGCUUGGAAAUGAGUCAUUGUGGCCUAUACUGCUUGGAUUGUCGGGUGCUCCAGCUAUACUUCAGAUAGUGCUGCUUCUGCUAUGUCCAGAGAGCCCCUGUUAUCUCUACAUCAAACUUGGGAAGGAGCAAGAAGCACAAAAAAAUUUAAGAAAACUCAGGGGUGGACAAGACAUAACACAAGACUUAGCAGAAAUGAACAAUGAAAAGGAGGAAGCCAAGAAACAGAAAAAAGUUUCAGUUGGACAGUUGAUCAUUCGGCCUACAUAUCGGCAGCCCUUGAUUGUUGCUUUGAUGCUGCAUCUUUCCCAACAGCUAUCAGGAAUUAAUGCAAUAUUUUACUAUUCCACUGGAAUUUUUGCCAGCGCUGGAGUAAGACAACCAGUCUACACUACCAUAGGAGUCGGUGCAAUUAACUGGAUUUUCACUCUCAUCUCUGUACUACUUGUUGACCGAGCAGGAAGACGAAGACUAAUUUUGAUUGGCUUGGUGGGAAUGUGCCUUUGCGCUGUUGUCAUGACAGUUGGCCUGACUCUAGCGACAACAUUGCCUUGGAUGAGCUACUUGAGCAUAGCAGCAAUCUUUCUCUUCGUCAGCUUGUUUGAAAUUGGUCCUGGGCCUAUUCCCUGGUUUUUUGUGGCGGAACUAUUUAACCAGGGCCCAAGACCAGCAGCCAUAGCCUUAGCAGGCUUUUGCAACUGGGCAUCCAACUUUCUCAUAGGCUUGUGCUUUCCACAUAUCGAGGCCCUUUGUGGAAGCUACGUCUUUGUUAUCUUUGCUGUGUUGCUCUUCUUCUUCGCAUUGUUCACUUACUGCAAAGUGCCAGAAACAAAGGGCAAGAGCUUUGAAGAAAUUGCCGCAGAAUUCCGGAAAAAGAAACUAACUAAGCUUUCAGGAGCACAAGCAGUCACAGAGAUGGAACACCUAGGAGGUUCAUCAGAUGCCUAAGAAUGCCCAGGAUUCAUUUCUUUGUCAUCCUCAGAAUGGGAUGGUACUAGAGUUUAAUGUUUACUAUGUAAGGCUCAAUUUAGUCUUUUGAAUACUGCAACAAUUUUUUGAAAAGCCUCUUUAUGCUUCACUUACCCCUUACUGUUUUACUGCAUUGCCCUUUGCCUUAUGCACAGCCUGAACAAAUUUACACUGUCAAAUGCUGCCUUACACCUACUCAAAAAUACUUCUGCUUCAAUUCACUUGAACAGUUAUAUAAUAUAGUGCCUUUCAUGGCUUGCACAUUCAUUUAUUCAUUUGCAUCUUUCACAAGUGGAUUCCAAGAAGAUUCAGAGAUAGGCACAGGGGCAUAUGCUACUAAUAACUAGAUACUCAAGGUGAAUUACGUGCAUUACAUAUUUAUUUUUAGGUAUCAUAUAUAUUACAAUCCCAUAUGUAUUUACUAAAAUCUACAUUACAUGAAUUUCAGAAUUGCAUAUUUGACUUUCCCAGCUACAUCGCAAACACUGUCACAAACCACUUGGAUACACAGUGGUUAUACUGGCUGGAUGUAUAUUAAUAAUGAUUGCUUAAGAAAAUUAUGCCUUGGGGUCAUCUCUUACACUGUUGCAUAGCAUUUCUAACUUGAAUCACAGUCCACUUGCCCUAAUCUAAUUAUUUUUAGACCACUCUUACAAUGAAAAGUGUGAUUAUGAAAUCAAAAGGAGGAUCAGUAUGGCUAAAGAUGCCUUCAUUAAGCUGAAGAAGGCCUGUUGCAAUAUUAUGGUCAGUAUGAAGACUAAGAUCAGGAUUCUAGAGUUCUAUGUCAUUCUUGUUCUCAUGUACUAUAUGGAUCAGAGUGUUGGGCAAUUUUACUAACAAUGGAAAAGAGAAUUGCAUCAGCAAAAUUGUGCUUCCUAAGGGGAAUUAUGAAAGGCAGCUGGACAAGCCACACUACCAAUGAGGGAGCUCUGUUAAGAUCUGGGUACAGAAAAAGGUUGCUGUCAACUAUCAGAAACAGACAGAUGGGAGUUUUUCAGCCAAAUAACCAAAAAAAGAAGAUAUGAAAAAUCUGGUAAUUAUAAGAAAAGAUAAACGAAAAAGAGAUCAUGGAAGACAGAGACUAACUUUUGUGAAGAGUCUUUUUGAUUGGAUGAGAAUGGACAGUUUAAAGAUUAUUUUUGCCUCAUGGGAUAAAGUGUUAGGAUGGUGAUAGUCACCAGCGUUAUGUUUGGAAAUAUACCUAGAAGAUUAAGAUCUAUUUUUCUGGUGGCAAAGUAACAGAGCUUAUUUGUUCUGGUCUCAGCCAAGUCAGGUUAUUAAAGCUUCAUAUGACACCAUGGACACAACUACAUUAGCAGAAUGUAGAGUGGCCACCCUGCCGUAUUACAAUGUGUUUGAGGUGAGGCCUAUAUCGAUAGGUAGAAGGGGAAUAUUUCACAUACAUAGUUACUGGGCUGGAUAUCAAAUUCUGCAUCCUUGAGCUCAGAGACUGUAGGGCCACCUCUGCACCUCCAUGCCAUCUAUACUGCAUGUCAUUACAUCUAAUUAUAAAUCUUAAUAGAUAUUUAAUGAGAAGUGUUAAUUCACAAAACAACUGAAGGUCUUGACCAUAAGUUUCAUACAGUUGCAGGACAGCAAGCCCACAGAGACCCAUAGGCUGAGCAUAAGGUAUUGCCAUUAAGGGGAAUUCCUACAUUAAUCUACUUAAACUGUCUGUUACAAAACUAUAUGAAUGAAAAGGCAACAAAGGGUGAAGUGAAAUGUUUCAAAACAUAUGAAGAAAACUCACAAAUAAUGACCUCCAUAAACAAAGAUUGCCUUUUUCAGAAAGCAGUUGUAAAAGAAAGUCAGUUCAAAUUGUCAGUUAUUUACUUUAACACAGAUUUGUUUUAUAAAAGAUACUUCUAAAAAGACACAAAUGCAUUAUUCAUUUCUUGACUGAAAAAAAAAUAAUGUUUUUAUUUGUUAACUAGGAAAAGAAAAACUGUUUAUACAUAGUGAUUGGGUGCCAGUCAGAACCCUAAUAUUUGAAAUGGAGGCUUUCUGAAUGGACUCUAUUGUUUCAGGGUGAAGUUCACAAAUUACUCUUACACUAGUAGAAAUAUGUAAAUGAUUUAUCAAACCUCUUAAUAUUGUCUUGACUGUUCCUUGUUGUACUGGUUAUGUCAUAGGAUUGGAUAGCUGCUGCCAUAUUAUACUCUAAACCUACAAGUACUAUACCAAGGUAUGAUACUAAAUAGAAAAAUGAAUCUAGUUUUCAUUUUCAGAAUAUCUAAAUGAUAUUAAUCCAUUGUGUAUUUGUGUGUUUACAUUUCAUAAGCUUUCUUCCUUUAGCUACAGCAUGAAAAAAGAAAUAUCAUGAAUCGAAGUAUGGCACACCUCUAAUUCCAUUCAGUGCCUGAUAAGAAAAAUACACUAAUACAGAACAUUCUUUUUAUUUUUAGUUUCAGAAUUUCCUGUACAUUACAAUGUAUUUCUGUAGUUCUGACUCUGAAUCUGUCAGGCAGGCUUUGUGACAACACUUUUUUAUUUGAGGUUAAUUGAAUCGUUGCCUACUGCACCUUUUUGUGACCUUUAAUGACAAUGUCCUGCUUGAUGUUUAAAGUGUGGCUCUCACCAAUUUUACUUUAUUUUUAUAAAAUGUUCCCCUUACAAGUUUUGUAGGGUGUUUUAAUCUGCUUUAAGUACUGCAAGUGGCAUGAAGUGCAGAGCACUGAUAUCUGUGAAGAGCCCAGCUUUUACCACAGGAAGUUACAAAUUAACUAAAGUGUGUCCACUGCUCAGCUCUGGCUAAGUGCACAACGGAAAACUCAACAAACACAAAGAGUGCUGUGUAUGAGGCAUGGGUUUUCAGUCAGGCAGAAUGCAGUGCUCAGCACUUUGGAAGCUUUCUCAGCAGCCUUUCUGUGCUCCAGCUUUUUAAUUGUUAGGUCUAAUGAGGUCACAGCGCUGGUCAUCUGCAGCACUGUGGAAGAGAUGAACUAGAAGAAGAAAAAUGUGGUAUAUUUAUUAAGUAAUUGCAUUAAUUGUUUGCUUGUUUGGCUUAUGAAGGGGGCAUACACUCCCUGAAAAAAAAAUUGAAUGCUAGCCUAAAAAUACACACAGAUUUCAAAACAGGCAGAGAACAACAGAACUCUUGAACUUUAAAGACAAAUAGCACUUAGCUUGACUUUUGAUACUGGCACAAACAAGCAGAAAGGAGCAGAUCAUUAUCAUCAUAACUGAAAAUGUUCAGCUAAGCUUUGGCUAUAUAAAAGAUUCUGCGUUUGACCUUCAGUUAUAUCUUGUUUUCUACUUUAUCUUUUUAUAUUUCAAAAAGUCCUUCUUUUAUGAUGCAAAUAACAAUACUAUACUGGUGUAUAUGUAUAUGCUAAGUCUAUAUGUAUAUACAUACAUAUACAUCAUACAUUGGUCUGGAUAAUCACCACAGUGACAAACUUAUCACCAUUUACAGUGCAUACUUCACUUACAUUGUAGGUAAAUCAGUUACAGCACCCAUAAAUAAAUGUUUACCCUUCUGGAA